Molecule: messenger RNA, 1869 nt
Organism: Fulvia fulva
Lineage: Eukaryota; Fungi; Ascomycota; Dothideomycetes; Mycosphaerellales; Mycosphaerellaceae
Exons: 1
Coding region: 1-1869 (622 amino acids)
Biological process (GO): maturation of SSU-rRNA from tricistronic rRNA transcript (SSU-rRNA, 5.8S rRNA, LSU-rRNA)
Cellular component (GO): nucleolus; small-subunit processome
Source: RefSeq, a predicted model, not a curated record
AUGGCGAAGAAGAGGAAAGCCGCCGCUCAGGCGGAAGUGUCGGCGGAUCCCAUCGAACUCGAUCCGCGCGAAUCGAGGAAGAAGAUCCGGACUUACGAGGAUGUCGCCGACUCGGAUGAUGAAUUCCACUUGAACCAGGACGAGAUCCGGCUUGGCGAAGGCCCAGAGGUGAAACGCAAACGAAGACAGGCAGAACAAGAGGAGUUUCUGCAGCAAUCGGAUGAAGAGGUUGUGGGGUAUUCUGAGGCUGAGGCAUCUGACUUCGAUGGCGACGAUGCCGAUACGUCCCACGCGAACAUCGCACAGUCGGACUCGGACGAUGAGGCCAUUGGUGGUGCAGCAGAAGAUGAGGAUGAAGUUGGGUGGGGCGCUUCCAAGGCAGAUCUCUAUGGCGAAGAUGAAAUCGACACGGAGGAACGUGCCCUUGAGCAAGAGGCUGAAGCCAUUCGUUUGCAGAAGAAGCAGCUACAGGCCAUGCAGACAGCAGAUUACGGUUUCGACGAAGACGAAUGGCAGCGAGAUGCCUUCAAGCAUGAUAACCAAUCCUCAGACAAACGAGGGGUCGUCACUGAGGUCCUCCCCCAGCUCCAGAUUGCCCCAGAUCUCAGCUUUUUGGAGCGGUUGAAGCUGCUCAAGGCUCGAUACCCAGAGUUUGAUCCGCUGAGCAAAGAGUUGGUGCGUCUUCAGGGAAUACAUGCGCGUCUCCUAGGAGCCGCCGAGACGUCGCCCGUUGCUCGAACGAAGCUCCGAGCCGCGUCCGCGUACAUCGGAGCUCUUGUGAUGUAUUUCUCACUCUUCACAUCUACCGCUGCACAAGGCAAGCCAGAAGCGACUGCGAUGUCCGCAGUACAACUGCGAGAUCAUCCCGUCAUGGACAGCUUGGUCAAGGCCCGCGAGUUUUGGAACGAGGUUGGGCCACUUUCCGAGACACCGAGUCAGAGCAGCGAUGCCCUUAUCAUGAAGGAGAAGACGUCAUAUGUCAGUGAUCCGCUGGAAGUCGAAGAGUCAGCGGUCAGGACUGUCAUAGCACCGAGAAAGUCGAGGGCGCAACGUUUUGCCGAAGCCACUGAAGCUGCUGAGCAGCAGCGGAGAGCGGAGAGACUGAAGAGAACAGAAGCAGGUCUCGCAGAUCUAGAUGCCUUGAUUGCACCUUCGAAACCACUCAAAUCGACCAGUCGGCGAGUGCAACAAGAGGAUGACGACUCGGAUUUGGGUGAGGAGGCACCGCUGACUGCUCGCGAGGCUGCCGAUAAGGCACAGAAGAAGAAGAGCCUCCGAUUCUACACGUCACAAAUUGCUCAAAAGGCCAACAAGCGCGGCACAGCGGGCAGGAACGCCGGAGGCGAUGAUGACAUUCCUUACAGAGAAAGACUGAAAGAUCGACAAGCUCGUCUGAACGCCGAAGCCACCAAUCGUGGCAAGCGUGAUGAUGAUGGCGGUGCGGACCUAGAUGGACAGAGCGAUGAAGAGGACCAUCGACAAGCGAAGCAGAUCAGAGAGGAAGCGGAUGAGGAUGACUACUACGACCUUGUUGCUGCGCGAGCGUCAAAGAAGAAGCUUGACAGGGCAAAUUUGGCAGCAGCACAAAAGCAAGCAGCUCUUGAAGGCGGUCGCGUGGUCCCAGAGGAAGUCGUAGGAACGGACGGCAAGCGCAAAAUAUCAUAUCUCAUUGAGAAGAACAAAGGUCUCACUCCCCACCGGAAGAAGGACGUACGGAACCCGCGGGUCAAGAAGAAGAAGAAAUAUGAGGAGAAAAAGAAGAAACUGGCGUCUAUCAAGCCCGUGUACAAAGGAGGGGAGGGCCGUGGAGGAUAUGGAGGAGAACUUACUGGUAUCAAGAAGGGGCUUGUCAAGAGCACCAAACUGUAG